Molecule: messenger RNA, 3036 nt
Organism: Seminavis robusta
Lineage: Eukaryota; Bacillariophyta; Bacillariophyceae; Naviculales; Naviculaceae
Source: the annotation of a GenBank genome assembly
AUAUAUCCAACAAACGCACUAGCUAGCUAGCUAGCUACCGGUAGCAAAAAGAAGUAUCUAUCUAUCUACAAACAAUCAUGACAACCGAAAGCCAACAGCAUCAGCCGACGACAAUGCGGGUGGUGGAAUCCGAGCCAUUACCAUGCUCGCUUGCAAACAACACAAGCUCCGGAUUACUGUGGCAGAAGAUUUCGGUAACUGCUUUGAAGAAAACGGGCGAAACCGAUACAACCGUGCUGCACGGUGUCACUGGAAUGGCCGAGAGGGGACGCCUAACGUGCAUCGUUGGAGGAUCCGGUGCGGGCAAGACGAGCUUGAUCAAAGUCCUUGCCGGUCGCAUCCGGGCUUCCAAGGACCUCGUUCUGGAGGGCCAAGUCUUUCUGGAUGGCAAAAAGGUCGACCCCGGAGUCCUUGCGAGCUCGUUCGGUGGGGCAAAGAAGCAUCUCGGUUAUGUUCCCCAGCAGGACACGCACAUCAAGACAAUCACACCUCGUGAAGCGAUCCGCUUCUCUGCCAAGCUUCGUUUGUCCAAGCACGCAACCGAGAAGGAAAUUGAUGACCUGGUCCAAAACACGCUCAAGGAACUGAGGCUUUCGACCGUUGCCGACAGAUACGGAUCCAACCUCAGUGGAGGUGAGAUGCGUCGCCUAUCGUUGGGUGUCGAGCUCGCCACCAAGCCAAGCAUCAUGUUGUUGGAUGAGGUCACAUCAGGCCUGGAUAGCCACAGCGCCGCCGUAGUGAUGGAAAUUUGCCGCGUGGUGGCUCGUGAGCAACAGGUUGCUAUGCUCCUCUCGGUUCAUCAACCAAACUCGGAAGUCUUUGAGAAGAUGGACACUUGUAUCCUUAUGCACAAUGGCCGCUUCAUGUACCAAGGAGAAGCUUCCGGAAUGAUGGACUACAUGACAUCAAAAGGCCUACCACCUCCUGUCGGAUACAAUGCCCCAGACUGGGCAAUCAAGGUGGCCCAAACGAACAGCUUCCAAGAUCUCUGUAACAAGCAUGGAUUCUUUGACGCCGUGGAGGAGUCCAAGUUUUUCUUGCUCGACAAUGACAGUCAUGACACCAUGGGCAGCAGCAGCAACGAUGAAGAUCCGUGCGCGAGUGUUGCUGCUGGUACUGACAAAGCUUCCCACUCCUUUCAGCGGGUCUCGCUCUUGACCGAAACCAAAGAGAUAAUGCGCAGAGAUUUCCGAAAUCUAUGGCGCGAUCAUGAGGCCCUCAAGUUGCGAAUAUUGACCGUUGUCGUCAUCUCCGGCCUCCUUGCGAUUUGCUUCUGGCAAAUUGGCUCUGACUCACUUUAUAGUGCCAGUGCCUUCUCCUAUCAUGUCGGUUCUAUAUUCCUCUUGUCAACUGCAACAUUUGUCCCUCUGCUCAUGGUUAUCACCGACAGCAUUGAACAACGUCAAGUCUUUGUCCGAGAGCACUCCGCUGGAUACUACCGUGCAUUGCCGAAUGCAAUCACCAAGAUACUGCUAGAUGCUGUAAUUCUGGCAGUCUUCACCAUCACCAUCCUGCUUAUUUCGUUUUGGUCCCUUGAUAUGACUGGCAGCUUCACCGCACUGACCUGUGCGCUCUUUCUUGGCUCAAUGGUGGCCAAUGCUUUGGGACACUUCUUCGUAACCAUCCCUGAAAAUGCUGCUUUGGUCAUGGACUUGGUCCCGUUGGUCCUGACACCACAGACGCUCUUCUGCGGCUUCAUCAUUGCUGUCGAUGCUCUGCCCAAAUGGAUCCGGUGGUUCUCUUGGCUCCAGCCACUGACUUAUCUGUACAGGAUUCUUCUCAAAAACGAAUUUUCAUCCUGUUUGGAGCACACUCCAGAGGAAACACUCCUGUUGAACUGCGCCCGGGCGGCGAGAGAGGUGCUUCAUACGAAUGGUGUGGUGGAUCUUGCUGGAUUGUACGACGACAACACCGUGUUGUCCGUACCCACUGUCGGUGUAUUUGUUGGCAACGAUGCUAUCCAGGAGUACGUUCGAUAUUUCUCAGUGCAAGGUGAUUCGGGUCCCGACUUUCUACUUUGGGAUACUUGCUCGACGGAAGGGACACAGAUCAUUGAACUUCAGGAAGUCGGUGAAGGCUAUUGCGAAAUUACGCUUGCCCAUGCUGUCUAUUCCUUGGUGAACCCUAAACUUCGCAGUUCGCCUGAAAAGAUUGCCAACUCGAUGGUGUUUGGUGACCGAUUUCGAUUGGAAUACGGCGAAGACGGGAAGGACGCGCACAUGGCAAGUCGUAACGUGUACUUUCCCCCACAAUUCUCCACUAUCAUUGGCGGCACCGUCGAUGAUUCCAUCAUGCGGUCUCAUGUCUGCGUCGCCAUGGAGGAUUACUGCCCUUCAGUGUUUGAACAGAAUGGCUUUGAAACCCCCAGCGAUUGUACAGAAGCGUUGGCACCAAUCCCAGUGGUUACGAGAUCCCAUCAAGGGAUUGAUACCAUAGAUGGGAACUCGCUGGGUUGCCGGCACGUUCAUUCAACGUUGGCCAAACACGACCCCAGUACCCAUUGCCCGCACAUGUCGUUGCUCCCCAUGGAAGAUCCUGCAGGAAAGGUCAAAUGCCAGGAUAGCUACAACUUCACCUAUGAAGAGUUUUUUACUCCCGAAGACUUUGCCUUGUUUGAUCUCGUUGCCACCCGAAACGGACUGGAUGAAAGUCACAUGCACUUGUUUCGAGUGGAAGAGUCCCCUCCUCCAGAAGUCACCUGCGUGCAAUCAGUGGUUUCUUCCGAUGACGUCGUGUCAUCCUUUGGUCUUCCAUCGGACCACUUUUGUUCCUCCUAUCUUGAAACACAAAAGGCUACGGAUGAGAGUGCCAUCACUGGCUAUUGGCUGGCACUGCUUGGGAUGUGGUGCGUCUUCCGUGGCCUUUCCAUCUGGAGCUUGAAGCACAAGGGCACACUCUGAAAAACUUGUCAGGACACAUACAUAUCCAUGUAGUAAACCCAUUGUAGUAAACAAUACAAUUUUGCUUUUAUGGGAAACAGUAGAUAGACCAUCCCGAGGCAGUUGCCAAUGACGAGGCUAGUCAUUUCGUUGGAGG